AUGACGAAGCUUCAGCUUCUAAACACGAAUCAUACCCUUUGUUUCGCCAAGGGUUUUUAUCGUUAUCGUACCAGAUUAAAUCUUGCUUCCUUGGCAACUUCACCAAAUCUGAUAUCUGGUGGUUACAGCAGCAAAACUUGCAUCCCUUCCCGCUUGAAAUUUACUUGCUAUGCAACACUAUCUGCUGUGGUAAAGAAUCACACAUCAGCUUUUGAUGGGAAAGAAGCAGCGCUGCUUGUAGAAGAGCUCAGAGUCAACUUCAACACCGGCAGAGCAAAGAGCUACGAGUGGAGAAUCUCUCAGCUUCAAAACAUUGCCAAAAUGAUUGACGAGAAAGAGAGAUGCAUCGCCCAAGCUUUGUAUCAAGAUCUUUCCAAGCCUGAGCUUGAAGCUUUUAUUGCUGAGAUUUCGAAUACAAAAUCAUCCUGUAUGCUUGCAAUCAAAGAGUUGAAGAACUGGAUGGCUCCAGAAACGGUUAAAACCUCUAUGACAACAUUUCCCUCAUCUGCACAAAUUGUCUCAGAACCACUUGGAGUUGUUUUGGUUAUCUCAGCCUGGAAUUUCCCUUUCUUAUUGUCUGUUGAGCCAGUCAUUGGAGCUAUUGCAGCUGGUAACGCGGUUGUGCUAAAACCUUCUGAAAUCGCUCCAGCAACAUCUUCUCUUUUAGCAAAGUUGUUUAGUGAAUACUUGGACAAUACAACAAUCAGAGUUAUCGAAGGUGGAGUCCCUGAAACAACCGCACUGCUGGAUCAGAGAUGGGACAAGAUUUUCUUCACUGGUGGAGCAAGAGUUGGUCGCAUUGUAAUGGCUGCAGCUGCAAAAAACCUUACUCCAGUGGUUCUCGAACUUGGUGGGAAGUGUCCAGCUCUUGUUGAUUCAGAUGUUAAUCUACAAGUUGCUGCUAGGAGGAUAAUAGCAGGGAAAUGGGGAUGCAACAAUGGUCAGGCUUGCAUUGGCGUCGAUUACGUCAUCACAACAAAAGAUUAUGCAUCAAAAUUGAUAGAUGUUCUCAAGACUGAAUUGAAGACAUUCUUUGGAGAAAAUCCAUUAGAAUCGCAGGACCUAUCACGGAUCGUGAACUCCUUCCACUUCAAACGGUUGGAGAGUAUGUUAAACGAGAAUGGAAUCGCUGACAAAGUUGUUCAAGGAGGCCAAACAAGUGAAGAUAAGCUAAACAUAUCUCCAACGAUAUUACUGGAUGUGCCGGAAGCAUCUUCCAUGAUGCAGGAAGAGAUAUUUGGACCAAUACUUCCUGUAGUUACGGUACAAAAGAUUGAAGAUGGUUUUCAAGUCAUACGUUCAAAGCCAAAGCCUUUGGCUGCGUAUCUCUUCACAGACAACAAAGAGUUGCAGAAGCAAUUCGUGCAGGACGUGUCUGCAGGAGGGAUUAGCAUCAACGACACCGUCGUACACGUGACUGUAAAAGAUUUACCAUUUGGAGGGGUCGGAGAGAGCGGGCUUGGGGCUUAUCAUGGGAAGUUCUCGUAUGAGACGUUUAGUCAUAAGAAAGGAGUUCUAUACAGGAGCUUUGCCGGAGACUCGGAUCUAAGAUACCCUCCUUACACACCCAAGAAGAAGAUGGUGCUUAAGGCUUUGCUUUCUUCAGACAUAUUUGGAGCCAUUUUGGCUUUCUUUGGGUUCUCUAAAGACUCAUGA
This is a messenger RNA of Microthlaspi erraticum, 1656 nucleotides long. Lineage: Eukaryota; Viridiplantae; Streptophyta; Magnoliopsida; Brassicales; Brassicaceae. The record is from the annotation of a GenBank genome assembly.